Melospiza georgiana is the source of this 7716-nucleotide messenger RNA. RefSeq lists its product as uncharacterized. The record is from RefSeq and is a predicted model, not a curated record. Lineage: Eukaryota; Metazoa; Chordata; Aves; Passeriformes; Passerellidae. The transcript has 16 exons. Bases 1 to 7716 code for a protein of 2571 amino acids. Gene Ontology annotation, molecular function: RNA polymerase II cis-regulatory region sequence-specific DNA binding; DNA-binding transcription factor activity; protein binding. Gene Ontology annotation, biological process: regulation of transcription by RNA polymerase II.
AUGGCCGAUCCGGCGUCCCUGCAAAAGCACGGGGGGGGCGGUCCCGGCGGGGCGGGGGGACCGGCGGCCACCGCGGGGGGCGGGGCGCGGCGGCGGCGGCGGCGGCGCCGGUGGGGCCGGGGCAGCCCCGAGGCCGCGGGUCCCCCCGUGGCCAGGACGGAGCCGGAGGAGAUGGAAGCACCGGGAUGCACCGGCUCAGAAUGGCUGGUGGUCCCCAAGGCGGAGGUGCCCCCCGAGGAUGACAGGGAUGAUCCAGGGGAGCCAGAGCUGCACGACUCAGGGCCGUGGCUGGUGCGGAAGGUGAAGGUGGAGGAGGAGGACGAUGAGGCCGAGGCCUGGGCGGCCGCAGCCGGAACCGGGGCCCCGCUGGCGCCGCCGCCCCUGCCGGGCGCCUUCCCCCCCGAGCCCGCCGGGCCCCCGGGGAUGGCCGGCGCCUGCAAGGCGGAGGAGCCGUGCCCCGAGGAGCUGGGCUACGGGGUGCUGCCGGCCUGGGGGCCGGGGCCGCACCUGGACAGCGUUGGGAUCGCCUUCGGGAUGGGCACCGGCACGGGCACGGGCGCGGGGAUGAGCCCCGGCCCCGGUGGGCGCCGCUCGCAGCCCGGCCCGCGGCCCUUCUGCUGCCCGCAGUGCGGGAAGGCCUUCGGCAAGAAGGCGCACCUGACGCGGCACCUGCGGGUGCACACGGGCGAGCGGCCCUUCCCGUGCCCGCACUGCGGCCGCCGCUUCCGCCAGCGCAUCCACCUGCGCUCGCACCUGCGCACGCACACCGGCGAGCGGCCCUACCCCUGCCCGCGCUGCGCCCGCCGCUUCCGCAAGAAAACGCACCUGGACCGGCACCUGCGCACGCACACCGGGGAGCGGCCGCACCCCUGCCCGCGCUGCGCCCGCCGCUUCGCCCACCGCCAGCACCUGCUGCGCCACCUGCGCCUGCACGGGGACCCCGCCCCGGGCCACGGGCACGGGCACGGGGAUGGGCACGGCCCUGCCGAGGAGAAGCCGCCGCCCUGCCCCGGGUGUGAGAUCAGCCUCGCCUGGAAGCAGAGCCCCGCGCCGCACCUGGGGCUGCACACGGGAGCGGUGCCGGGAGCUGGGAACGGACACCUGGAUGAGCACGGGGACGGGGACGGCCCUGCCGAGGAGAAUCUGCUCAUUUGCCCCCAGUGUGGCACGGGCAUCCCCUGGAAGCAGAGCUCGUCAUCGCACCUGUGGCAGCACCUGGAGAGCCAAGCCCUUGGCUGUGCCCAGGACCCCCAGCACCCCCUGCAGCCCCCACAGGAGCCCGGGGCCCAGGACCCCCAGCACCCCGCACCGGUGCCCACGGCCGAGCCCCCCUUCGUGCAGGACCCCCAGCUCCUGCCACAGGUGCCCGGUGCCAACGGCGGCCGCGGCUGUGCCCAGGACCCCCCGCCCGUCCUGCAGCCCCCGCAGGCACCCGGUGCUCAGGACCACCAGCACCAGCCUCAGGUUCCUGGUGCCUACGACCGCCAGCACCAGCCGCAGGUGCCCGGUGCCAAAAGCAGCCAGGGCCACGCCCAGGACCCCCAGGACGCCCCGCAGGUGCCCCCCGCCCAGCGCCCCUUCACGUGCCCCCAGUGCGGGCGCGGCUUCGGGCGCAAGGCGCACCUGGCGCGGCACCUGCUGGUGCACUCGGGCACGCGGCCCCACGCCUGCGCCCGCUGCGGCCGCCGCUUCAGCUCCAAGACCAACCUGGGCCGGCACCAGGCCGUGCACACGGGGCUGCGGCCGCACCACUGCGCCCGCUGCGGCCGCGGCUUCACCCGCAAAACACACCUGGAGCGCCACGAGCGCACCCACGGCACGGGCACGGGCACGGGGACGGGCAUGGGGACGGGCACGGGGACGGGCACGGGGAUGGCGACGGAGGCGGGCACCACCGGUGCGGGGAUGGCCACGGCCACCACUGUCACUGGCACCGGUGUCACUGGGUCCCAGCUGGGCUGGCCAGAGCCCCCCACCCUUGCCAAUAAAGCCCCGUUUUUAUGGAAAUCUCCGCGAUCUCGGGCCCCGCACACGGGCCGGGGGCAGCGUGGGGCGGGAGAAGGGGGCGUGGCCCCGAAGGAGGCGUGGCCAAACAAGGGGCGAGGCGGGGGUGUGGCCUCGUGGUGGGUGGGAUCUCGUCCCUAUGGGCACCCCAAGGCCGCCCCGGUGGUCCCCGGUGCCACCCCAGCCCCGCUGUCCCCCCAGGACCUCCCCGCAGGGAUGGAGGGGCGCGGGGAGGAGGCACCAGAGGAGCCGGAGGUGUCGGAGCCCUCAGAGGAGGAGGAGGAAGAGGAGGAGGAGGACGAAGGCUCCGGGGUACGGGUGACGCCGGCGCUGCUCAAGGCCACGACGGGCGAGUUCUCGCUGGAGUCCAUCCUGCUGCUGCGGCUGCGGGGCCGCGGCAUCGCGCACCUGGGCUGCCUGGCCGACUGCUCCAACCUCGAGUGGCUGGACCUGUCGGGCAACGCCAUCGCGGGGCUGGCGCCGCUGGCCGCGCUGCGCGCCCUGGCCGUGCUCAACCUGGCCGCCAACCGCGUGGCCAGCGUGGAGCCGCUGCGGGGCUGCCGCAGCCUGCGCCAGCUCAACCUGGCGGGCAACCGCCUGCGCAGCCUGCGCCAGCUGCGCUGCCUGCAGGGCCUGCGGCACCUGGAGAGCCUGCGCCUGCGGGACCCGCGCGGCGGCCUGGCCAACCCGCUGUGCGCCGCGCCGGCCUACCGCGCCGCGCUGGCCGCCAUGCUGCCCGGCCUCAAGGCCAUCGACGGGCAGCGCGUGGCGGGCCGCGGCAGCGAGCUCUUCCGCCUGUGCCGCGAGCUGGACGCGGCGCUGGACGGGGAGGGCGCGCCCGCCGCCGCCGCCGUGGCGCCCGCGGAGCCGCCGCAGCCCUGGGUGCGCGCCGGGUUCUGGGAGGCGCGGCCGGCGCGGCGCAGCGCCGUGCUGGAGGAGGCCACGCGGCAGCUGGGCCAGGCCCUGCGCGAGUGCCGCGAGCUCGGCCGCCGCGCCGACGACUCCAUCGCGCAGGCACAGCGCGCCCUCGGCCGCCGCCAGCACGGCGACUUCGGGGGACACAGAGGGGCUGUGACGGGCUCCCUGCGCCCCCUGCCCCUGUCCCCGUACCCACCCAGGGGACACGGAGGGGCUGUGGCCGGCAGCCCCCGGGAGAAGGCGAACAUCCCGGGCAGGUACGGCGUGUCCCCCCCUCUGCCCGCCUCCUCCACCGCCCGGCACUCGGCCUCGACCCCCACCCUGGACCCCCAAUCCCCGAUCCCAAUCCCUGCUCUCCCCCUUGCUGUCCACCUCCCUGGUCUUGUGGACAUCCCGAGCCCCCAGUCCCUGAUCCCAAGCCCAAUCCUUGCUCAGUUCCUGGCUGACCCCCUCCCUGACCCCCUCCCUGCUCUCGUGGCCACCCUGAGCCGCCAGUCCCCGAUGCCAAUCCCUGCCCACCCCUCGAUGACUCUUUCACCGCUGUUCCCCCCCGGCCGCUCCAUCCCCUGCCCGUUCCUCGUUCCCCGUUCCCGUUCCCGUUCCCGCGCCCUCCCCGCUGCCGGGCGCGGCUCCCGGUGCGGAGCGCCGUUACGGACCCGCUCGAUGACCCCGUCCAGCUCCCGCUCCUUGAAGAGGAAGUGCACGUUGCUGCGCCCGUGGAAAUACUCGAGCACGUCUCGCACCACGCGCCGCUGCAGCGGGGACUGCCCCGCGGCCGCCGCCAGGGCCAUUGCCAGGGCCAGCGCCAGCGGCAGCCACCGCCGCACCGGCAGCGCCAUCCCGCCCGCCGCGGCCUCACCGAUCGCGCCGAGCCGCGGGCCGCUGGCGGCGGGCCGGCAUGAGCCCAUUUCCUGGGAUCUGCCCCCAAAUCCGCCCCCGGGACGGCCCCGCCGGUCACCCCCACCCCCGCCGCGGGGCGCGGGAGGAGGGGCCGCGGUGGGACCGCAGGACUGGGGGGAGAGGGAGGUGCUGACGGCCCGGGCAUGGGGUGGGGGCGGUAUCCGGAGGGGGCGCUGGCCCCGGUCCCGCCCCCCGACCCGGAACGGGGCGCGGCCGGACGCGGCCGUGGCUGACACCAUGACCCCGAACUACAACUCCCAGCGCUCCCGGCUCUCGCCGCUCACAGCCGGAUCCGGCCCCGCUCGGCGCCUUCCGCACCCCAAAUUCCGGGGGGAGGAGGAGGAGGAGGAGGAGGACGGGGGGGCCGAGGCCGCCGGAGCCGCUCCGGGACCGCCGCGCUGCUCGGGCCCGGUUCCGCCGCCGCUCCGGCGCCACCCCCGCGCCAUCCCCGCUCUCAGCGCGGCUCUCCCGCUCUCGCAGGACCCGCCGCGGCCAUUUGAGGGACUCGGUGGCGGAAGGAGGCCGGGAAGGGCCGCGGAGCCGCGGGAAGGAGCCCCGAGGAGCCGGAGCGGCCGCAGGGCGCGGGAAGGGGCCGCGAUGUCGGCGGGGGGAGCGCCCCAGCCCGCCCACGCCCUGGAUCUGCUCCCGUAUUCGCGGCUGAGCCCGGCGCCACGGGCCGGAUCCCAGCUGGAUGCUGUGGGUGCCGAGAUCCCCUCGGAUCCCUGCACAGGGUACCGGUUCUUUAAGCCGGGGGGUUUGUUCGGGAUGAAGCCGCCGGAGGAGCCGUUCGGAGCCGCGCGGACGGGCCCGGAGGAGUCCAAGGCCCUGGGCAGCCCCUGCGCCGUGGAGCCCGGGCGGGUGAGCAAGGUGGAGCCCGAGGAGAAGCCCGGGAUUGGCGCCGGCUCCCUGGAGCUGUUCCCGGCCGCCGCGGGCGGCAGCUCCGGCCGCUGGUUCCCCGGCGGGCAGCGCGGCCCCGAGCCCCCCCGGGACCCCCCUGCCCCCCGCGCCGGCUGCUGGGGGGCCCAGGGGGGCGUCCCCGGCCCCUUCCGCUGCGCCCAGUGCGGGAAGGGCUUCCGGCAGAAGCAGAGCCUGGUGACGCACGAGCGCAUCCACACCGGGGAGAAGCCGUUCCGCUGCGGGGACUGCGGCAAGAGCUUCAGCCAGCGGCCCAACCUGCUGACGCACCGGCGCGUGCACACGGGCGAGCGGCCCUUCCCCUGCGCCCAGUGCGGCAAGAGCUUCUCGCAGAAGGCCAACCUGCUGGCGCACCAGCGCAUCCACGGCGCCCACCCCGAGGAGGGCAAGGCGCGGGCACGGGCGCCGGCGCGGGGCUGCCCCGAGGACGCGCCCUUCGUGUGUCCCGAGUGCGGCAAGAGCUUCCGGCAGAAGCCCAACCUGAUCACGCACCGGCGCAUCCACACGGGCGAGCGGCCCUUCUCCUGCUUCCUGUGCGGCCGCAGCUUCAACCAGAAAACCAACCUGGUGACGCACUACCGGGUGCACACAGGUGAGCGGCCCUUCGCCUGCACCCAGUGCGGCAAGCGCUUCACCCAGAAAACCAACCUGGUCACGCACCAGAGCACCCACACCGACCUGCGCCCCUUCCCCUGCGCCCAGUGCCACAAGUGCUUCAAGGACAAGGUGUCCCUCAAGGCCCACCAGAAGACGCACAUCCCCCGCCAGCGCCGCUGCCCCGCGCGCGGCCCGGCCCCCGCCGCGCCCUUCGGGGCCGCGCCCGCCCUGCUGCCCCCCGCGCCCGCCCCGCAGGACCCCGCGCCCUUCGCCCCGCUCCCGCCCGCCCCCAAGCUCCCCGAGGGCGCCGCCGAGCUCUUCCCGUGCCCCGACAAGGGCUUCCCGCCCCCGCCCCCGGCCGAGCCCUCCUUCCCCUGCGCCCACUGCGGCGACGGCUUCUGCCCCAAGGUGCCCCUGCUGCGGCCCCCCGAGGCGCCCGCCGCGCCCUUCGCGCCCGGCCCGCCCCUCCUGGGGCCCCUGGGGGCGCAGCCGGGCCCGGGCGAGGCCGUGCUCUCCCCGGAAAAGCCCUUCAUCUGCAAUCAGUGCGGCAACAGCUUCGGGCUCUGGCUCGCCCUCGUCGCCCACCAGAAGAGCCACGCGGGGCACAAGCCGUGCCCCGGCGCCCCCCCCGCGGAGCCGGGCGCCGAGCAGCCCCCCGGGUCCCCGCCGGGGCCGCGGGCGGGCGAGGGCCGGCCCUGGCCGUGCCCCGAGUGCGGGCGGGGCCUGGCGCAGUGCGAGCGGGCGCCGCGGCACGGGGGGCACGGGGGGCACGGCGCCGGCGGGCGCGGCCCCUUCCGCUGCGACACCUGCGGCAAGCGCUUCAGCCUCAAAACCAACCUGGCCACCCACCAGCGCAUCCACACAGGUGAGCGGCCCUUCACCUGCGGCGUCUGCGGCCGCCGCUUCAACCAGAAGGGCAACCUGGUGACGCACUACCGGGUGCACACGGGCGAGCGCCCCUUCGCCUGCGCCCAGUGCGGGAAGCGCUUCGCCCAGAAGCCCAACCUGCUGGCACACCAGAAGACGCACCUGGGCCGCCAGCCCUUCACCUGCCUCGAGUGCCCCAAGCGCUUCAAGAGCAAACUGUCCCUGCGGGUGCACCAGCGCGUGCACACCGGGACCCCCGGCGCGGCCCCCGGCGCCCUGGACCCCGCCGGGAGCCCCUUCCCCUGCGGGCUCUGCGGGGAGGCCUGCGCGGAGCACGGGGGGCUCCGGCCGGGCCUCGGCGGCGCCGAGCGGCCGCACACCUGCGCCGAGCAGCUGCACACCUGCGCCAAGUGUCCCCACGGCUGCGCCGAGCGUCCCCACGCUUGUGCCGAGCGUCCCCACGGCUGCGCCGAGCGGCUCCACACCUGCGCCGAGCAGCGCCGCACCUGUGCCGAGCACCCCCACGCCUGUGCGGAGCACCCCCACGCGUGUACGGAGCAUCCUCACGCCUGUACGGAGCAUCCCCACGCCUGUGCGGAGCAUCCUCACGCCUGUGAGCGGCCCCACACCUGCGGGCAGCCGCAGCCACAGCCCUGCCCCGAGCGGCCGCACCCCUGCGCUGAGUGUCCCCACCCCUGCGAGCAGCCCCACGCCUGCCCCAAGCGGCCCCACGCGUGUGAGCAGCCCCACGCCUGCGCCGAGUGUCCCCGCGGCUGCGCCGAGCAUCCUCGCACCUGUGCCGAGCAUCCCCACCCCUGUGAGCGGCCCCACCCCUGCGCCGAGCGGCCCCACGGCUGCCCCGAGCAGCCCCACGGCUGCGCCGAGUGUCCCCAUGCGUGCUCCGAGUGUCCCCACGGCUGCGCCGCCGAGCGGCCCCACGCCUGCGCCGAGUGCGGGAAGCGCUUCCGGCAGAAGGUGAACCUGGCCGUGCACCUGCGGACGCACACCGGGGAGCGGCCGUUCCGCUGCGCCGACUGCGGCAAGGGCUUCAGCCAGAAGGCUCACCUGCUGCGGCACCGCCGCACCCACGGCGCCGGCCUGGCCGCGCCCUGCGCCGCCGGCGACCCCCUGGCCAAGGGCCCCGAGCCCCCCGCGCUGCUGCUGCCGCCCUGCUCCCGCGGGGCGCCCCCGGCGCGCCCCGACAGCCCCUCGGGCGCCGCCGACAUCCUCCUGCAGCUGAUGCAGGACGAGCCCCCGCCCGGCCCCGGCGCCGCCCCGGCCCCCGUGCCCCCCUGUAAGUGCCCCGGGGGCGGCCCGAGCCCCCGCGCGCCGGGGCUGCCCCCGCCGUGCUGCUGCGCCGACUGCCUGGCCCCCCGCCCUCCCGAGCCCCCUCGCGGGCAGCUCUGGGCCAAGGCCGGCGGCUGCGCCCGCGCCUUCGACGAGAAGAGAGUGCCGGGAGCGCCGGAGCGCGAGUGCGGCGAGGAGAAACCGGCGCCGUGCCCCGGCUGCCUGUGA